This is a messenger RNA of Arabidopsis thaliana (thale cress), 1746 nucleotides long. RefSeq names its product UDP-Glycosyltransferase superfamily protein. The coding region runs from base 165 to 1682 and encodes 505 amino acids. The transcript has 2 exons. The record is from RefSeq and is marked reviewed. Lineage: Eukaryota; Viridiplantae; Streptophyta; Magnoliopsida; Brassicales; Brassicaceae.
CAUGUGACUUAGAGAACACGACAAUAAUCUUAAAUCUAAUCUAAUCAAGUCUCUUGGUCAAACUUUUUUUCAAGAUUCAAUCGACCGAUGACAAUUAAUUACUUCUUCUUAUUUCUCUUAAAGAUGUAACUUUUUGGGUUUCAAGAUUCGAUCUAUCACUUCCCAUGGCUAGAGAAAACCCAUUGAUGAGCUUCUCCUUUAGUUUCAGAUAUCUCUGUCACUUUGCUCUACUCCUCUCUCUCCUCUCCUUUGUCUCUUUUCUCUUCAGACACAACACAUCACUCUGUUCUUGUCUUUACGAUCACAACACCUACGUUAACACAUUCGAUCAUCAGCAAAACAAUGAAACCAUCGAUCUUCUUCGAUUCUCUUCUGCUUGGAACCAUCUCACUUUCCCUUCUAAACCCAAGAAGACUCUCAAGAUCGCUGUGGUGGUCAAGAAAUGGCCGAGGAAAUCGCAAGCUGGUGGGCUCGAGCGACACGCGCUUACAUUGCAUCUCGCUCUAGCCAAUCGUGGCCACGAGCUUCAUGUUUUCACCGCUGCUUCUCCAUCGUUCCCUGAAUAUCAACUGAAAAAUCUGAUGUUCCAUCUCUCUGAGCCAACCGCUGCUGGAUAUCUUGAUCAAGCUUCUGUCUCGCAACAGCUUCAGACGCAGAACGCUAGUGGAAGACCGUUUGACGUAAUUCACACAGAGAGCGUUGGGCUUCUCCACACAAGAGCCAAGAAUCUCCGUAACGUGGUCGCGUCUUGGCAUGGAAUCGCUUACGAAACUUUUCACUCUGACAUCAUCCAAGAACUCCUUCGUCAAGCAGACAUCGCCGCCGCCACCGCUGCUGGAACCGAAGAAGAACAGCCACCGCCUUCAUCGCCAGCUCUGACGGAGCGAGCGAAGCGAGUCGUCGAGGAAGUCAAAUUCUUCCAACGUUACGCUCACCACGUGGCAACUAGCGAUCACUGCGGUGACGUACUCAAGAGGAUUUACAUGAUUCCGGAGGAACGUGUCCAUAUCAUUCUAAACGGCGUCGACGAGAACGUUUUCAAACCGGACGUUUCAAAACGUGAGAGCUUUAGAGAGAAAUUUGGCGUUAGAAGCGGCAAGAACAAGAAAUCUCCUCUGGUUUUGGGAAUUGCAGGGAGGUUAGUGAGAGAUAAAGGUCAUCCUUUGAUGUUCUCAGCUUUGAAGCGAGUGUUUGAAGAAAACAAGGAGGCACGUGAAAACGUUGUCGUUUUGGUAGCUGGAGAUGGUCCAUGGGGAAACAGAUAUAAAGACCUCGGGUCUACUAAUGUGAUUGUUCUUGGACCGUUGGAUCAAGAAAAGCUAGCGGGAUUCUACAACGCGAUCGAUGUGUUUGUGAAUCCGACCCUUCGAGCUCAAGGGCUGGAUCACACUCUCUUGGAAGCCAUGGUUUCAGGAAAACCGGUCUUAGCUACUAGGCUAGCGAGUAUCACUGGGUCAGUGGUUGUCGGUCCACAUUUGGGAUAUACUUUCUCACCAAAUGUUGAGUCUCUUACCGAGGCGAUUUUGCGGGUUGUUAGCGAUGGAACAGAGGAAUUACAGAGGAAAGGCAAGGAAGCGCGUGAACGGUCGUUGAGGCUUUUCACGGCGACUAAAAUGGCUGAUUCAUAUGAAAGGUUUUUUCUUUGCAUUUCGGAUCAGAGGUUUUGUACGUUACAAGCUUAAAACAUUUGAGCUAUAACACUAAUAUAGUUAAAACUAAUCAAGGACUUGAUUGUUUGAUUUCAUC